AUGUAUCCUCGUCUCCUAUUUCCCGUGGCUACGCUCGUUGUCAGCCUUUUCAGCGGACUGGGAGAUGCGAUUGCCGCCAACCCUCUUCCAGCGCCCCAGAACAUCACAUGGGGCACGUCGGGACCAAAGCCGUUGGCCGGUUACCUGGUGCUGAAUUCGCCGUACAAUCAGGUCAUCAAUGAUGCGUGGACACGAACGUGGAACACCAUCAGCACGCUGAAAUGGACUCCCGUGGCGAUUGAAGCCCCGAUAAGUAGUUUCGCGCCUUUUCCAACUGCAACACCAUCGUCUAGGGUGAAAAGAUGGAAUUCAAUCCUCAUUGAAAUUGACCUCACCAUUGUCGACACCGAAGCUGAUCUGCAGCAAGGAGUGGACGAAUCGUACACCAUCGACAUAACCCAAGCCUCUCAAUCGGUCAACAUCACCGCCCAGACGGUCUGGGGCGCUCUUAAUGCCUUUACUACUCUCCAGCAGAUCAUCAUUUCCGACGGCCAAGGAGGACUUUUGAUUGAGCAACCAGUUUCGAUAGUCGACCACCCAAACUACCCGUACCGCGGAGUCAUGAUUGACACGGGACGAAACUACAUCAGCGUUCCCAAAAUCUACGAGCAGAUCGACGGCAUGGCUCUCUCGAAGUUGAACGUGCUCCACUGGCAUCUGGUCGACGCUCAGUCAUGGCCGAUUCAGAUGACGAGCUAUCCCCAGAUGACCCAAGGCGCCUAUUCGCCCCAGAUGGUCUACUCGCAAGACGACGUUAGGUCAGUCAUCGCGUACGCGCGAGCUCGGGGCGUUCGAGUCAUUCCCGAAAUCGACAUGCCUGGCCACGCGUCGUCCGGCUGGACGGAGGUUGAUCCAAGCAUCGUCGCGUGCGCGAACUCCUGGUGGUCCAACGACGUCUGGGCGUACCACACAGCGGUGGAGCCGAACCCAGGACAGCUCGACAUCCUCAACAACAAGACGUACGAAGUCAUCAAGAGCAUCUACGCCGAGCUCUCGGGCUUGUUUACCGACAACAUCUUCCACGUUGGCGCGGACGAGAUCCAAACGGGCUGCUACAAUUUCAGCACGCUGGUCCAGCAAUACUUUGCCCAAAACUCGUCGCGGGAUUUCAACGAUCUUCUCCAGAUCUGGGUCGAUACGGCCGUACCGAUCUUCAACUCGGUGUCCAACAAGACGCUGAUGAUGUGGGAGGAUGUGGUGCUCAACUCGUACCCGCACGCGCACAGCGUGCCCACCAACAUCAUCAUGCAGGCGUGGAACAACGGGCUGGAGAACAUCCAGAACCUGACGGCGCUGGGGUACGACGUGGUGGUGUCGUCGUCGGACUUUUUCUACCUGGACUGCGGGUUCGGCGGCUGGGUGACCAACGACCCGCGGUACAACGAGAUGGCCAACCCCAACGCGUCGGUGCCGACCUUCAACUACGGCGGCGGGGGCGGCUCGUGGUGUGCGCCCUACAAGACCUGGCAACGCAUCUACGACUACGACUUCACUCUGAACCUGACCGACGCACAGAAGGCCCACGUGCUCGGCACCGAAGUGCCUCUGUGGUCCGAGCAGGUCGACGACACCGUGGUCUCGUCCAAGAUGUGGCCCCGCGCCGCCGCCGCCGCCGAGCUCGCCUGGUCCGGCAACCGGGACCCCGUCACGGGGAUCAAGCGCACCACCCAGAUGACCCAGCGCAUCCUGAACUUCCGCGAGUACCUCGUCGCCAACGGCGUCCAGGCCACGCCCCUCGUCCCCAAGUACUGUCUCCAGCACCCGCACGCCUGUGACCUGUACUACAACCAGACGGUGCUGGCUGACUAUGCCACGACACAAUGA
This is a messenger RNA of Fonsecaea erecta, 1824 nucleotides long. RefSeq lists its product as hypothetical. The record is from RefSeq and is a predicted model, not a curated record. Gene Ontology annotation, biological process: carbohydrate metabolic process; glycosaminoglycan metabolic process. Gene Ontology annotation, molecular function: beta-N-acetylhexosaminidase activity. Lineage: Eukaryota; Fungi; Ascomycota; Eurotiomycetes; Chaetothyriales; Herpotrichiellaceae. The coding region runs from base 1 to 1824 and encodes 607 amino acids. Gene Ontology annotation, cellular component: membrane. The transcript has a single exon.